This is a messenger RNA of Papilio machaon (common yellow swallowtail), 500 nucleotides long. Its product is annotated as cuticle protein 8. Gene Ontology annotation, cellular component: extracellular matrix. The record is from RefSeq and is a predicted model, not a curated record. The transcript has a single exon. Lineage: Eukaryota; Metazoa; Arthropoda; Insecta; Lepidoptera; Papilionidae. Bases 25 to 495 code for a protein of 156 amino acids.
UCUCACAAGACAACAUCAAGCAAGAUGGUUCACCAACUGAUUGUUUUGUCAUGUCUCAUCAUGUCUGCAACAUGCAUGGUAUUGCAUCAAGCAGUACCACUCUACGUGCCUAUCCAGUAUCAAGAGCCUACCAGGAACUAUGACUUUGCUUACGAGGUAAAUGACGCCCACACUGGAGACUACAAGAGACAGCAGGAGACGAGAAUAGGAGAUACUGUGCUCGGACAUUACUCUCUUCUUCAACCUGAUGGUAUCACUAGGACUGUAGAGUACAGAGCUGAUGAAGGCACCGGGUUUAAUGCAGUUGUGAAUAAUGCUGGCAGACCUAUUCCUGAAAGACAAGAGGAAGCAUUGAGAGAAGAAAAUGAGAGUCGUGGUAAUGGACAACAGGAACAGUUCCGUCAAUCUACCGGUCAGCAAACAGUCAGGCCAUUGACUGUGGAGAACACCGCACUCAUCCACCACGUCCUACGUCAGUAUCGUCACGCUCACUAGUUACC